AUGGCGGAGGACGGUAAGAGAGUAAAAGUAGAAGCCGACGCUGUGGCGGCCGCGGUACUUGUGGAAUUCGCUCUUCAACCAUCCGGUUCGAAAAUCGACUUCAACGAUGCUCAAAUGGACAGCGAAGUUACAACAUGCUUGGAGAACAACCCCCAAAACACAAAGGAAGAACAAGGUAUGGAUCGGGUACAGGUAAAGAAAGAACCAGACAUAGCGAGAGAGUCAAACGGAGGAAACAUAGUUCAGGAACUAUUCGCAGAGGAUUCUCAAUACAGCAGUGGCCUAGGCCAGCCCCCGAGACACGCACUUACUGCACAUGUACGACCCCAGAGCGCGGAAAAUGACGACGACAGCCAAGAGUCUAGCGACACUGAGAAGGAAGACGAAGACGACAGUGAUUUCGAAUGUCCAGAAGAUGAGGAUAAGGAUACAAAGAAAAGUACCAAGGCUGCAACCGAGAAACCCUCUCAAGGGCGACCCCCGCCGGCAAAAAACGCUCGUGAGUUCAUUGCUAGGCUUCACAAGAAACAAGAUGGGGCGGCUCAACAGAAGCAAAAGAGCGGACACAAACAAGGCAAACGAAAGGGGGGGACUGCCAGUGGAAAUCCAUUCAAACGACCGAAAACUACAAAUGUUAGCUCCGAGUCGGAUCUAUUUGUCCAUCUCCCACAAGGCAUAGCGGGUGGAUUUGUUGAUGCUGAGCCGCUCGCCCCGGCAAUGCCCGAUAUUGAUGCCAGUACGCACCGAAAGCAGUUUGCGAAACUAAGAGACAUGAUUCCAAAAGAUGCAGACACGCGUCGAACUCGGACGCAGAGACGGGAUCUAAAGGAAGCAGCGAGGUUGUUUGGGUACAAGAAAGUGAAGGCAAUUGACGGGAAGUGGUUGCUGAAGGGGAUGGAAACCGCGCUCCACGGGCAUCAAAUAACCGCGGCAGCUUGGAUGGUGAAAAGAGAAUGCGCAAGAGCCGGCCCUUUUGGAGGGCUGAUUGCCGAUGAAAUGGGCAUGGGUAAAACCAUAACGAGCCUGGCUUGCGUCGUAGGGAACCCCCCAGAAGCUGAGGAUUUGACGACUUAUAUCUCGGGUACAUUGGUCAUUGUCCCGAGCAAAAUCAUUGCAGACCAGUGGAUGAAAGAGGUCAAGAAGCAUUGCAGUGACAGCGUCAGAGGUCUUGUCUCGUUUUAUUACUUCAAAGCCAGCUCACUGUCAGCCGCAAUAUGCGGUAGCCUAAAGAUGGUGAUUACGACAACGAAGGAAGUCAAAGACUAUUUCCAAAGGCAUAAGAAAGACAAGCUGGAUCAAGAAGAAAUACUUGGUUUGAAUUGGUACAGAAUUAUAUUAGACGAGGCGCACAGCAUCAAGAACUUGAAGAGUCUCACCAAGCAAUCUAUGUGUACUUUACGUGCGAAACACCGCUGGGCCCUGACUGGAACACCACUCUCGAACGCUGCCGAUGGUAAGGCAAAUCCAGUCUGCUCUGUCGGAGAGUUCGAAUCACUAAGUAUGUCAUCAGAAAUGAUACCGUAUCUGCAGUUCAUCGGACUCAAAAUAGAAGAAGCCGGCAAGAAGGCUUUUCGCAGGGAGUACAUGGACCAGAAUAAGGCAAAUGCAAAACUUGAGGCACUCAUUUCUACUUUUAUGUACCGAAGAACUAAACGUGACACGUUCCUCAGUCACCAAAUCCUCCCUAUUCCCGGCUGCGAGACACACAAUAUCUGGGUUCCACUGGCAGAUGAAGAGCAAGCCAUCUAUAUAUUUGUGAGAGAGUUGUGCUCAAGCUUCCCCGAGGGACAAGGCGAGACCGAAAUGCCCCCAUCGGCAGGUAGUAGCAAGACUGAACAGGAAGAAGAGAAGCGAAAAAGAAAGAGUGUGGACAUGAGACGUCUGAUUUCACAUCCAUACAACAUUGAGAGACUGUUACACCAGCUGGAGGAGGAAUGCCAAAUCCAGGACCUUCGCAGCAGGAUACAAGCCGUUGGGGGCCGCCAAACAAUUCUUCAACAGAUUCUCUCUGAAAGUGACGCAAAGUUAAGUCUUAUGCGCUAUCAAUCGGGGCUUGACCAGAUGGGAAAAUUCAACAAGGCCACGUUCGGAGGUCUCUUUGAGUUCGACGAACACCUUGCAGCCAUUCAGACAGAACUGCGCAUCAGGGACAGUUGGUGCAUCAAGUGCCUGGCAUCCAACCCGACAAUGCCAAGGAGAAUACCGGAGGUACAGUGA
Molecule: messenger RNA, 2217 nt
Organism: Metarhizium album ARSEF 1941
Lineage: Eukaryota; Fungi; Ascomycota; Sordariomycetes; Hypocreales; Clavicipitaceae
Product: SNF2-related protein
Exons: 7
Coding region: 1-2217 (738 amino acids)
Molecular function (GO): ATP binding; ATP-dependent chromatin remodeler activity
Source: RefSeq, a predicted model, not a curated record